GCGCCGGGUCCGCUCGUGAAGCUCGGCGGGGUCCUGCGCGGCUCCCCUUGGAUGGGAGACCGCGGGAGGCCCGCGUCGCCCCCCGCCCGGCGCCCCGUGUGCCCCGUGUGCCGCGGGGGGCGAGGCGCGGGGCCCGGCUGCGCGGCCGCGCGUUGAAGGAGCGACUUUCCGCUCUUCGAGGCGGUCAUAAGGGCGGGCCCCGAUGCAUCCCGUGCUGAAGGCCUUCGUCUGCGGCUCCAUCAGCGGCACCUGCUCCACGCUGCUCUUCCAGCCCCUCGACCUGCUGAAGACCCGCCUGCAGACCCUGCAGCCGGCCGUGGGAGGGUCCGGUCGUGCUGGGAUGGUGACAGUGCUCUUCAGAGUGGUUCGUACUGAAAGUCUUCUGGGGCUCUGGAAAGGUGUCUCUCCCUCCUUUGCAAGAUGUAUUCCUGGGGUUGGGAUUUACUUCAGCACUCUGUACACCAUGAAGCAGAAGUUUUUAGGGGACCGUUCACCCACAGCCCUGGAGUCUGUCUUUCUGGGUGCCACUGCACGUGCAAUAUCUGGGAUUUGCAUGUUGCCAGUGACAGUGGUGAAGACACGGUAUGAGAGUGGAAGAUUUGGCUAUGGGAGCGUGUACGGAGCUCUGAAGAGUAUCUAUCAGACGGAAGGGGCUCGCGGCAUGUUCAGUGGGCUCACUGCCACUCUGCUACGGGACGCACCUUUCUCUGGGAUCUACCUGAUGUUCUACACACAGACCAAAAAACUCACACCUCAGGACCAGCUGGAUCCAGUGCUCAUGCCUGUGGUGAAUUUUGGCUGUGGGAUCUUUGCGGGAAUCUUGGCUUCGCUGGCAACGCAGCCUGCUGAUGUCAUCAAAACACACAUGCAGCUGUCCCCUGAAAAGUACCGCAGGACAAGCCAGGCCAUUGCCUUCAUCUACAAGGACUUUGGGUUGGUCGGCUUUUUCCGAGGUGGCGUGCCUCGUGCCCUCAGGCGUACUCUGAUGGCAGCAAUGGCAUGGACUGUAUAUGAACAGAUGAUGGAAAAAAUGGGCUUGAAAUCUUGACUGACUUGCUCUAGAACUGACCAGCCUCACUCCUUCUCCUGCUUGCUGUGACCAGCUGGCACUGGGAAGUUCCCAGUUCCAUGGAGGAAUAAGCCUUGCUCAGCUGGGAGGAAGAAAGCCCUUCUGAGACAGAGGAUUAGGCCUUUAGGGAAGUAGAAGAAAGAAGGAUCAAAUCUUUGCAUCUUUUGAUCAAUGCAUUCCAGAAGGACUGCCUUGGGCAAGAUUUCCACAGCGUGGUAUCUGUGCUGAGAGAAGCCCAUUUUAAAAAUAGCUCCAUGCUUACCACCUUUGUGCAAUGAGAAACUGCUGAACAAAAGUGUUUGAGGAGAAAACAGUGAAGGCAGUGCUGGUUGCAGAACCUGCCCACCUGUUCCUUGCUGUCUGGCCAGUAAGGCCAUCAUGAUACACCGUCUGAUGCAGAUCCUUCUUCCUCAUAUGCUUUGUUCUCACUGGGAGCACUGCAGACCACAGUAGGACACUGGAUAUGUCUCGUGAUGUUUAUAAUGCAAGAGUGGAUGGAAGAGAAAUGAAGCACUGAAGGAAAGCUAGGAGUGCAUUUUCUGUCAUCAUUUUUGUACUGUGCUUGAUAGCAGAGAAGGUAACGUGAACCUCCUUGCUGUGUUGUGUCAUUAGGUAAACGAGCAUCUUAACACUUCAAAUACAUUUCUACAGCUACAGCAGUGUUUGCACUGGAAUUAAAAAGAAUAAGGCACUUUAAACCAGAAGGAGAGAGCGCAUUAGUUGCUGCCAAAAUUCUGCUGGUUCCCUGAAAAACAUUUUUCCUGCUGGUCAGACUACGUCAGGAACACUUAAAUGUUUUUUAUCCAGUUGUACUAGAGACUUACUUACUCACUUCCUAUUACUUGUUUGCUGAUCCCUCUGUACAAGCUGCUCCUUAGAUGUAGCUCUUAAGAUCAUAGCUCCCAGUGCAUAAAUGUGUAAUGGAAGCAGAUACAGAUACUGACACUGUAAAUUUCCCUGAGAAGCCACUGUUGACUGCAUGUGGAAUAUCUUUGGUUUGGGAGAGAGAAGGCUGUUCUUUUCUGUAAGCUUUCUCCAAAGUUUGAGGUGUUUGAGUGUUUGGUAGGGACAAAGAAACCCUGGACAGAUUGUCAGACAUUCAUUUUCUCUUAGCAGGUAGCCUGUUUUUAUUUCAGUAUUCCUGAGUUUAAACUUGGAGAGGAAAUUCACUUUUUUUUAAAAUCAGCUGUGCCUUUUUCCUCAUUCCUACUUCAGGCCCCAUAGCAUGAGCUUUCCAGUCUUAGUACAGCCUGCUCCCCUCUUCACUUGUGUAAUUCACUUUAAAAUCAGAGCAGAUGUUAAAGUCAGAGCGGAUGUGUCUAAAUAUGAAUGUAGCUGUAUUGUUGUUGAGAAUUGAAGUAUUACUUGCGUAACCAGUGCCUGCGCUGGCAACCUUCAGACCACAAGACCAGAGGAGACACGGGCUGUAAAAGAUGCAUUUACCAGAUUCCAGAUGCAGGGAGCUUUGAGUGAUGUGAAAAUGAAGUCUGAGAAAAGUGUAAGGCACAGGAGAGGUUGUGGAGGGUCCUGGGUGCAUUUGUGCCUGACGAAUAGAGCACAGCAUCACAUCACUCCAGUCAGACUGGCAAGCUGGCAGAUGCCCUGUGCUGCUUCUGGCUGUCAGGCAUGUGGGCUGAUCAUUUGCCAAAUCUGAAAUCUGAAGAGCAGUUCCUCCCUUUUGCUGUCCCUCCUACCUUUAGUGACCUGAACUUGUGAGUGCACGUGACGUGGCUGUGCAUCCUGCUGUCAGUUACCUUGGGCGCUGCUGACACAGAGCUGCAGAACUGAGCCAAGCGCUGCUGACCUGGUGGAGUCUCUUAUUCUGCUAUGCUCACCCUGCACCAGCAGUGUGGCUAUUUCUGGGGCUUUCUUAUUCUGGGGUGUGAGGUGGAUCUGUUGUGCAUCUUGUGUUGUGGCACUCAAGGGCUACACGGGGUUACCUGCAAGAUGCUUCCCUAAUAUUUUAUAGUUGCUGAUACAGCAAUGGGAAAGCGCUGUGCAACUCAUGCAGAUGGAAGCUCAAUGAGGCAUGUGAGCGAAGAAAGCUAGGUGACAAAUCUUGUACUAAGUUAUGUCCUCAUCAGAAAUCUGAAAUGCAGGAACGCUUCAGUGGCUUUUAGGCCCUCCCCUCAUGGCUGGACAAGUAACAAAGACCUAAAGAAUCUAGUCUGACCUGUUGGUGUCUUAAAGUCAACUGAUUUUUGUCUGGAUUUUAGCCUAAAGCAGUGUUGGCUUUCUCUUUGUGAAAGCUCUUCCAUUCCCCACAUUUUUGGAGAAUGAGGAUGCUCUUCAUUGUUGCAACACUGUGAAAAAGUAUAUGCCUUUGACUUGUGAACUAGCCUGGGCUCUUGGAAUUUAACAAAUCUAAAUUUCACCAGGUCUUUCAUCAACCCUUGGUGCUGCAAAUCCAAAAACCUCUCUACAUAUGAGCUAGUGAGUUUUGUAGUGUGAGUUUAUUAUUUCUUGUUACUUCCCUUACAUAUAGGAUAAGAGAGAGCCUGAAGUUCUGCUUUGCAAUCAGAAAUCUGUAUCAGAUAGGCAGGUACAAGAUUCAGCUUCCUCGGCUCUGAUCCUUACUACCCCCUUACCGUUUUACUCCCUUCCAAAACAUUCUGUUUCUUAAGUGAUUUGUUGAAGUUACUUUUUGAUAGUUAUGGCAAGUCAAAAACAAGUGUUUGGGUAUAGUGCUUGUGAUGUUUUAUGCUUCUAAUGAACAACAAAUUGUUGUUGUACAACCUAAAUGCAAAUACAAACCAAAGAAAAUUCCAGAGGCAGGUACUGGAUCUCCUGUCUGCAGAACCCCUACAAUUCAGCGCUAGCAAUCCCACCAGAUAAUCAUUUACAAAGUCAUUUUAGCUUGGAUUUUGGAGAAGCUGGUGUGAUAGUGUGAGCUUCAUUUUAGGUAUGCCAGAUCACCGUGAGACCCCUCUCCCACUGACCUCAGCUGUUGGCAAAUCAAUCUUCGUGAAAGUGCAUUGACUCUGUUGCCCCUGCAGCUGUGCUGUAAGAACACAACUGGUUAACAGGUUGAGGCAGUCAAUCUUUACCUGAAUUAUAAAGACACUAGAGAAAUAGUCUGAUUGCCUAUUGAUUUUGUGUUAUUUCCAUGCUGCCUGUAGUGUUGUUUUUUCUUCUCUUGCACUGUUUUAAACAGAACUGGAGCUUUGGAACAGAGUACAGGUUUGAGUUUUUUGAGUGUAUGUUUACAUGAAAUAUUUAUGUGAUAAGGAAUAUAUUUAUAUUAAAAGCUUUGGUUGCCAAAAUUAA
Messenger RNA from Numida meleagris (helmeted guineafowl), 4336 nucleotides. It is a transcript of the gene SLC25A38, whose product is annotated as solute carrier family 25 member 38. Gene Ontology annotation, biological process: glycine import into mitochondrion. The record is from RefSeq and is a predicted model, not a curated record. Gene Ontology annotation, molecular function: glycine transmembrane transporter activity. Lineage: Eukaryota; Metazoa; Chordata; Aves; Galliformes; Numididae. The coding region runs from base 203 to 1048 and encodes 281 amino acids. The transcript is spliced from 7 exons. Gene Ontology annotation, cellular component: mitochondrial inner membrane; mitochondrion.